Engraulis encrasicolus (European anchovy) is the source of this 1229-nucleotide messenger RNA. RefSeq names its product chromodomain Y-like protein. NCBI's taxonomy places the organism in Eukaryota, Metazoa, Chordata, Actinopteri, Clupeiformes, Engraulidae. Bases 309 to 770 code for a protein of 153 amino acids. Gene Ontology annotation, molecular function: chromatin binding. The transcript has 3 exons. Gene Ontology annotation, cellular component: pericentric heterochromatin. Gene Ontology annotation, biological process: chromatin organization; negative regulation of transcription by RNA polymerase II. The record is from RefSeq and is a predicted model, not a curated record.
AGCUGCAUCUAGUGGCUGGAACGAAGCAGCCUUGAUCACCACCUUCCGCCAAGGGCUCGAACCUUCUCUCCGCCUGCACCUGUCUUCCUAUGAUGACUCCAUUGGAUUAGAACGAUUCAUCCAGCUUGCUAUCAGAGUCGCCCAUCGCCGUGAGGCUUGCAUGCAAGAUGCCAAUGUGCUAGUACCAACCUCCAACCGCACGCCGAAGAGUGAUGAUCCUGAACCCAUGCAGGUGGACACCACAAAGCUCAGUCCCACAGAGCGCAGCCGUCGGAUGACACAAGGUCUCUGUCUGUACUGUGGGUCAGAUGCACACCUCAUCGCCAAAUGUCCAGUUCGUCCACCACGUCCAACGGCUCCGCUGGGAACUUCAUAUCUGGAUCCCUUUGCCAUCAACUCCAACUCCCGAAGACCCGCUGCUCCACAACCUUCACCGUCCACUCAAUAGUGGGGAAGCCUCUCGCCCGCAAACAGAGCCUGGUGUGAUUGCGGAUCCUCCACUGCCACUCCUCCUGGACGAGGGUCCCGUCUAUGCGGUCAAGACCAUCCUUGACUCUCGGCGCCACAGAGGUCGUCUGGAGUAUUUGGUCGACUGGGAAGGUUAUGGCCCUGAAGAUCAGUCGUGGGUUCCCCGAGCUGAUAUCUUGGACCCCACCAUGCUCGUCGACUUUCAUAGAACCCACCCCAGUCGACCAGCCCCCCGUGGUAGGGGUCGACCGCGCCGCCGAGGCCCCUCGUCCUCGGGAGUGCCUCCUGGAGGGGGGGGGUAAUGUCACAGCCACACCAGGCUCUCCACCAAUCACGCCCACUCUCCAAUCACCUGAAAUCACAGCUUCACGCUCACUCUCCCCUGAUUACUAAUUGGCCACCUGUUACCCUCGUUACCCCAUUGCCAAACCUCUCACCUGCCCUUUGUUUUCUUAAUUGCCAGCCCUAUGUAAACCCCUGUCUUUGUUAAUUCUUUGUCUGGCUUCGUCUUGAGCUACACGGACUCCAAGCUCCUUGCCGUUUGACUCUCCCAAGAAGAAUCCCUGAAGUUAAGUUUCAUUUUGGACUUUUGAUCUUGUUAAAAUUGUUGGACUCUGCUUUAUUUUCCUUUGGACCGAAUGCCUUACUCCUACGUUAAUCUCCGUUUUUGCCAAGUGUAUCUUCUGAGCGUUGAUGAGUCCAGUUUUCUGUUUCACUGUUUGAAUUGCUGCAAAACCAUCAAGUAAAAUCUGAAAACUGAC